GGAAUCUGCAGUUUGGCGUGGGCGGAAAUUUGCGAUGGCGGCGGCGGCGGGUUUGCGAGCUAUGUGGAGCAAAGCAAAACAAUGGGCACCGAGUCGGGCUAAUCAAAUCGUGAAAGGGAAGAAUUUAUCAGUUUUGGGUGGAAUCGGCUGCAAUUGUACUCGUACCUUACCUCCCUCCCUGCCGUUGUUUAAUCCGGCAUUCCGACACUGCUUUUCGCAAUCUACGACGGACUUGGAUCCCCAACAACAACAGCUCACUCCGGUUCCCUGCGCCAACGACGAGAAAGGGGUGUUAUUUGCGGCUAAUUAUGCUGCGGGAACGUAUAAUGAUUACAGAUGCAUGGGUCCGUUCAUUAGGUCCUUUUCUCAGCUUCCUUGUUUCCGUCUCUUAAGAGUGGUGAAUGCCAGCGCCAUUCGGAUUGGUAUUCUGUCCAUAUAUAGCUUAUUGUUGGAUGGGAUUACUGAGAGAGGCGACCUCAAUCUGUAUCGUGCCCUGGUUCUCCAUGACCCCUUGCAAAAGUUGGCUUAUAUGAUCGAUUGUCAGCUCAUCAAUGAGUCGCCCUUUCCAUACACAAGGCGUUUCGAUUCAGUUCCUGAAUUCCUUUUGAGCUUGGAUGAUUCUGAAGGCACGAUUGACGGAAGUAUGCAAUGGGAACCAAAAAUAAGGAAAAGAUCCCCUUCGACUGUUGCAAGUGAUGUAAUUGUCCCUGUUGACAUUGAGGAUAAUGAACAAAUCCACAAAUAUGCUUUGUCCGCAGUUGAGAUGCACAAUGAAUACAAUGUUGAGAGACACAAAAAGGAGGUCAAUAAAAUGUUUCUUGAGAAGGUGUUGCGGGCGAGCAAAUUAGAGGUUGACGGUGGCUUCUGUUACUUGAUAUUAUUGAGAGCGAAGGACACUAGUGAUGAUUGUAGCACGCACUGUGCCAUAAUUGACAAGCAUGAGGAUACAGCAUUCUUUUCUAAACCUCUACGAGAGUACAAGGUUUCAAGAAAUAUUGCGCUGGUUUAUGGAGGCGGAAGCGUUGGAUUGAUGGGAUUAGUAGCUCAAGCUGUUCUUGGUGUGAUCCCCAGGACACUAAUGCUUUUGAUUGAUCUAAUAACAACCAAACUAGGAGAUACGUGGCCACAAAGAAAAUCCAAGGAUAUCAGACAGGUCAGGAAACAUACGGCCAUCUUGACAUCUGUGGAACCUUUCCAUGAACGACUCCCUAUCACUACUGCAGAACAGAAAAGGACCCACUUCCAAAGCUUAGGGUUUCAAAACAUUAAACGUUUAACUCGCCAUUCUCAUCAAUUGCUUCCAAUCAUGGAAGAAGCCAAGAAAAAGAUCUAUGCAUGUAGCACGACAUCUUAUGACGGAUUCCAAGUCGAGUGUUCGGAGGAAACCGCCAAAAAUUUCAAAGAUGUUCCAGGAGUUCAAUUUGUGGUUCCGGAUUUUUACGUCGAUCCAGUCAACAAACGAUAUGGAGGAGAUAAGUAUGUGAAUGGAGAAAUCACUACCAUUCCAUACCCAGUAGUUUAUAGGACUCCUGAUGGGCAGUACGUUGAGAUGGAUGAACUGGAUGAACAGGAUGAACCGGAUAACAACGGAAGUUCUGGUGACCAAGGGAACUAA
Messenger RNA from Oldenlandia corymbosa var. corymbosa, 1615 nucleotides. Lineage: Eukaryota; Viridiplantae; Streptophyta; Magnoliopsida; Gentianales; Rubiaceae. The record is from the annotation of a GenBank genome assembly.